Molecule: messenger RNA, 966 nt
Organism: Emericellopsis cladophorae
Lineage: Eukaryota; Fungi; Ascomycota; Sordariomycetes; Hypocreales; Bionectriaceae
Product: 3-ketodihydrosphingosine reductase tsc-10
Exons: 3
Coding region: 1-966 (321 amino acids)
Biological process (GO): sphingolipid biosynthetic process
Cellular component (GO): endoplasmic reticulum membrane
Molecular function (GO): 3-dehydrosphinganine reductase activity
Source: RefSeq, a predicted model, not a curated record
AUGGGUCUCUUUCGCAAUCAUAUGCCCGUCGAGGGCAAGACAGUCCUCAUCACCGGUGCAUCAGAAGGCAUGGGACUCUCCGUCGCUAUCCAGCUGGCAGCCAAAGGAGCCAACCUCAUCCUCCUCUCGCGUUCCGAGUCCAAGCUCCAAGUCGCGCUCAAGAGCGUCGAGGCGGCGGCGCUCGACCCUUCCACACAACGAUUCCACUACAUACAGGCCGAUGUCGCCGUGCACGACUACGCUCGAGGGGUGCUCGCCGACGCCACCGCCUGGAACGAGGGCCGAUCCCCGGACAUUGUGUGGUGCUGCGCCGGCAUGUCCGCGCCCCAGCUGUUCCUUGAAAUGGACGUGUCGUCCAUGCGCAGACAGAUGGACAUCAACUUCUUCGGCACGGUCGAGAUGACGCAGGCUAUAUUGCGCGAGUGGUGCGCAAACGAUACCCCCGUGGAGAAGGAAGCCAAGCAUAUCAUCAUGACGGGCAGCGUGGCUACCAUGGUGGUCAUUCCCGGGUACAUCCCAUAUGUACCGAGCAAGGCAGCCAUGCGCGGCGUCGCAGAGGGACUGCACAUGGAGCUCAUGAUGUAUCCCCAGAACGUGGAGGUGCAUCUAGUCACACCCGGCACCAUCCUCUCCCCGGGGUUUGAGCAAGAACAGCUCAUCAAGCCGGAGAUCAGCAAGAGUCUCGAGAAGUCGGAUCCCAAGCUGACACCGGAUGAAGCGGCCAGAGCUGCCAUCCGCGGGCUGGAGAGGGGGGAGUUCAUCAUUACCCUGACUUGGCAGAAUUGGCUGAUGAAGUGUGGUACAUACGGCAUCGCAUGGAAGAACAACUGGUUCAUCGAUGUCCUCAUGGCAGCCAUCAUGUCAUUGAUUAUAUGGCCGAUUGUCGACCUGGACCUACGGGGCCAGGUCAAGAAGCACGUCAAGAAAUUCGGGUCGCCCAAGGUGCAAAGAAAACCGCUAGAGUAG